Messenger RNA from Lemur catta (Ring-tailed lemur), 2370 nucleotides. RefSeq names its product ankyrin repeat and BTB domain containing 1 (gene ABTB1). The transcript has 12 exons. The record is from RefSeq and is a predicted model, not a curated record. Gene Ontology annotation, molecular function: protein binding. The coding region runs from base 88 to 1524 and encodes 478 amino acids. Gene Ontology annotation, cellular component: ubiquitin ligase complex; cytoplasm. NCBI's taxonomy places the organism in Eukaryota, Metazoa, Chordata, Mammalia, Primates, Lemuridae.
GCGGGGCCGCCCGUGUUUACGUCCGGCCCGGCGCGCCGCGUCGCCGCCCGGGGUCGUGCUGCCGGGGUCCGAGCGUCCGUCCGCGCCAUGGACACCAGCGAGCUGUUCGCCAGCUGCAGGAAGGGGGACGUGGGCCGAGUGCGGUACCUGCUGGAGCAGCGGGACGUGGAGGUGAACGUGCGGGACAAGUGGGACAGCACUCCCCUGUACUACGCCUGCCUGUGCGGACACGAGGAGCUGGUGCUCUACCUCCUGGCCAACGGCGCGCGCUGCGAGGCCAACACCUUCGACGGCGAGCGCUGCCUGUACGGGGCGCUGAGCGACCCCAUCCGCCGGGCGCUGCGCGAGUACAAGCAGGUCACCUCCUCCUGCAGGCGGCGGGAUUACUACGACGACUUCCUGCAGCGGCUUCUGGAGCAGGGUCUCCACAGCGACGUGGUCUUCGUGGUGCACGGGAAGCCGUUCCGGGCGCACCGCUGCGUCCUGGGGGCCCGCAGCGCCUACUUCGCCAACAUGCUGGACACCAAGUGGAAGGGCAAGGCCGUCGUGGUUCUCAGGCACCCGCUGAUCAACCCGGUGGCCUUCGGCGCCCUGCUGCAGUACGUGUACACAGGCCGGCUGGACAUCGGCGUGGAGCACGUGGGUGACUGCGAGCGCCUGGCCAAGCAGUGCCAGCUCUGGGACUUGCUGAGUGACCUGGAGGCCAAGUGCGCGAAGGUGUCGGAGUUCGUGGCCUCGAAGCCCGGCACGUGUGUGAAGGUGUUGACCAUCGAGCCGCCCCCCGGGGACCCCCGGCUCCGCGAGGACCUGGCCGUGCUGGCCGACUGUGCGCUGCCCCCCGAGCUCCGGGGCGAUCUUGGGGAGCUGCCCUUCCUGUGCCCCGACGGCUUCAGCAGCUGCCCCGACGUCUGCUUCCGAGUGGCCAACUGCAGCUUCCUGUGCCACAAGGCUUUCUUCUGCGGCCGCAGCGACUAUUUCCGGGCCCUGCUGGACGGCCACUUCCAGGAGAGCAAGGAGCCCGCGGCCUCGGGGGACCCCCCGGCUGUCACCCUGCGGGAUGUCUCUCCCGAGGUCUUCAUGCACGUGCUGUACUACGUGUACGGCGACCACACUGAGCUGUCCCCCGAGGUGGCCUACGACGUGCUCAGCGUGGCCGACGUGUACCUGCUGCCCGGGCUGAAGCGUCUAUGCGGCCGCAGCCUGGCGCAGCUGCUGGACGAGGACAGCGUGGUGGCCGUGUGGCGCGUGGCCAAGCUGUUCCGCCUGGCACGGCUCGAGGACCAGUGCACCGAGUUCAUGGCCAAGGUCCUGGACAAGCUGGUGGAGCGCCAGGAAUUCACGGAGGCCGUCCUGGAGGAGGCGGCGGCCGUGGCGGCCCGGCAGGAGACCGACUCCAUCCCGCUGGUGGACGACAUCCGCUUCCACGUGGCCAGCACGGUGCAGACCUACAGCGCCAUUGAGGAGGCGCGACAGCGGCUGCGGGCGCUCGAGGACAUGCUGGUGGCAAUCGGCCUGGACUGCUGAGCUUUUAGGGACACGAGUGUGUGCGUGCGUGUGGCUGUCCGUCCGCUCUUUGCUCUCUCGAGGAUGUCACGGUGGGUCGGGGCUGGAGCUGGCCGGGGCCACCCCUCCGCCACGAGCUUGGGGACCCCCGAGGGGGAGCUGAGCCCCCCUGUCCCGGUGCACAAGGUGCCCCCGAGACCCGGGGUCCGAGCACCUCUCAGGGAACCUGGCGCGGGGCGGGCUGUGGUCCCCCCAGUGCCACCCUCCGUCCCUCAGACCCCCUCCCUGGCCCCGGCUGGCACCGGCUGGCGUCCCCGGGCCACUCGCGCACGCACAGGGCCGGUCAGGGCCAGGGGGCUGCGUGUGGCAAUAAAGCUUGGAUGUCCCCUGGGCGUCUGAGCUUGCAUCCUGGGUGGCAGCGUGGGACAGGCGGGGGUACUGGGAGCAGGGUUGGCGGGGGGCGAGGGCAGGAGCCCAGCAGUCCCCAGCCCCGUCCUGGGUCCCUCCCUGCUGGGCCACCUCCCGGGAGACCCUUCCCCCCUCCGUCCCGCUCCUGGGCUGGUCUGUCCCCAGGGCGGCCCUUCCCGCGGGGCUGUGACCUCGUGGCACAGUUCAAAGGCAGAGUGGAGCCCCGAGAAGCCUCAGGGUCCAAGGUAGGGGGGGCCCGAAAGGCACCCUGAGAAACCCGCCCCCCACUUCCCCGAAUAAGGUCACAGCCCCUUGUGUGUCCUCAGCUUGGUGACACAGCCCCGGGGGCAGGACCGGAAGGAAAGGGAGGUCUUGCGGGGUCCCCUGAGGUGUCUUGAGUCACCCUGCGGUGGUUUUGCAAUUGUUUAUAAAGCUUUUCUGCUUUGUCAUUUUCCAGAA